AUGCGCAUGGACUGGUUUACUAGUUACUUCGCACACAAGCGUGACUGCGCCAACAAACGUGAUCUCCGCACCAAAGCCCUCCUCUCCCUCCCGAGUGAAUACCACAACCCCCUCCCCUCCCAACCGCUCAUCCUCGCCGCCCCUCUGUCCCAGCUCAUCCAGAAUGUCCAGUCCGGCAAAUGGACUGCGAAGGAAGUGUUGCGCGGCUAUGGGCAGAAAGCGGUCGACGCGCAACGGGAGACGAACUGUCUGACAGAAAUCCUCAUUCCGAGUGCUGAGGAGUGGGCUGAGGGGGUUAAGACGGGCCCGCUUGCUGGUGUACCCGUGAGCCUGAAAGACACCUGUAACAAGAAAGACUCUGCGCUCGUCAGGCUUCUCAAAGAUGCUGGAGCCGUACCGUUUGUGAAGACGAACGUCCCGACUUGUCUGUUGAGCUUUGAGUCGUACAACGAUGUAUUCGGACGCACCACAAACCCAUACAACGCCGCCUGCACGUCCGGCGGAUCCUCAGGCGGGGAAUCCGCACUGAUAGCCUACGGCGGGUCUAUCGUCGGCGUCGGUUCAGAUGUAGCGGGCAGUGUGCGUGUCCCUGCACAUUUCUGCGGCAUUUACACUCUGAAAUGUUCUACAGGCCGAUUCCCUCGCGCGGGUAAUACGAGCGCCAUGCCAGGGCAAGAAGGCGUCAAGGCUUGUUAUUCGCCGAUGGCGCGGUCGAUGGAGGCGCUGCGGGUUUUCUUGAAAGCUGUGGUAGAUAUGAAGCCAUGGGACUAUGACCCCUCGUGCGAUCCACUCCCCUGGACCGAGCCCUCCCUCCCCAAACAACUCCGCUUCGGUGUCCUCUCCUCCGACGGGGUCGUCCGCCCCUCCCCCGCCUGUGCCCGUGCCGUCUCCCUCUGCAUCUCAGCACUCGAAGCAGCAGGGCACACCGUCGGCCCCUUCCCCUUCUUCCCGCCCUCGCCUCUCCGCGCCCUGCAGACAGCGUCCCAGCUCCUCCUAGCAGACGGGGGGAAGACCGCCCUCCUCCCCUUCCGUUUUGGGGAAUCGAACGAGCUCGGCUUAGAGCGCAUGUUAUGGCCUAUGCGCUGGCUCCCCCGGUGGGUAAAACGAUGCUGGGCCUGGUGGCUCGAGCAUGUUUCCCAGGAUCCGGUCUGGGCAGCGCUUGUCCGAGACUGGGCGGAGAAGUCAUACGUCGAGCAGCAGCGGCUUGUCGUCGAGCGCGAAAACUAUCGAGCCCAGUUCCUCCAGGCAUGGCAGAAUCACGCAAUCGAUUUCCUCAUCACGGUGCCCAACGCUACUCCCGCAGUGCCACACAACGCUUUGAGGGACACGUUCGCCUCGUGCGGGUAUACAUUCCUGUUCAACUACGUCGACUACCCUGCUGGUGUCCUCCCGGUGACGAGGGUCGACCCCGCGCUGGAUCAGCUCACGGACAAGCCGCAGAAUGCAGUAGAGCGCGGGGCGUGGAAGUGGUAUGACGCGACGCUGAUGGCUGGCUUGCCCGUCGGGGUGCAGGUCGUCGGCCGACGGCUAGAGGAGGAGAAGACCUUGCGUGCGAUGGAGAUCAUCGAAAGCGCGCUGAGGGCGUAUGGCGUCACGUACCAAGUAUAGAUUAGGGAUAAAUCUAAAUUGUUGUAAGCUAGGAAUGGCUACCAAGAGAAGUACA
Molecule: messenger RNA, 1663 nt
Organism: Dacryopinax primogenitus
Lineage: Eukaryota; Fungi; Basidiomycota; Dacrymycetes; Dacrymycetales; Dacrymycetaceae
Product: amidase signature enzyme
Exons: 10
Coding region: 1-1608 (535 amino acids)
Source: RefSeq, a predicted model, not a curated record